AUGACUUUUCCUCAUUGUACAAACUAUUAUCUGCGGUCUCGGGAGAAAUCCUGGCAAGCGGAAGAGGACUUGACGGUUAGUGACGAGUCGAUUGCCACUUUCACAACAUUUUGCCAUGUGACACAAGACGAGGAAAAACCACAGGCCCUGUGCUUGCAGACACCGAUCAACGAUCACACACUCUUACUGCUCACGCACAAAUUCAUGGCCAUGGUCUCACAGCCAGCAAAGCUUCUUGCUGUAUUGGUAGCCAACUGUGAGGGCAGAACGUCCAAGCAAGUUUACUGGGCUAAGGCCACUGCAUAUCAGCAAUCGGAGCUGCAAGGACUCUGCACGUCUUGGUACCGCAUCAUGGAGGACAUCAAUCACUAUGAGCUGAGUGGAAUCGACUUAAUGUUACUGAAGGCGGUGCUGUAUUACUGGCGGAUGUGGCAAUUUGUAUGCAGCGCGUGUAUCGACGCAGUCAUAUCGAUUGAGGAGUCGGCGACGAGUCUUCCACCUGCCACAAACCACGAUCCCAAGACGUGGGUUUCUCUCCUCCACAAGCGCAGAGCAGUGUCGAUCUCCCCUUCGCUCGAGGACAAAUGCUCGGACGCCUCGUCGCAAGGCAUGAUCCUCUCAGGCUCGGGGCUGUCCAAGCGGUCACGGAUCACCAAAAAGAGCAACGAAUUCCUCGUCGCGUGGUUUCUUGCCCACAAGGACAACCCGUACCCGUCUCCAGACGAGCGGGUGGAGAUCGCUGAGAAGACUGGACUAGCGGAGCAGCAAGUACGCAACUGGUUUGCAAACAUGCGCAAACGUCACUGGAAGCCCAACCGCGCAAACGCGAAGAAGCCGCGUUGUCUGCUAGACUAUGUUCUGCCAACAAAAUGGGUGUUGUACGAGAUCUUGACUAUCAGUCUUCUUCCAACGUCGGAGCCUCGCCGAUCUCACUCUUGA
Molecule: messenger RNA, 939 nt
Organism: Peronospora belbahrii
Lineage: Eukaryota; Oomycota; Peronosporomycetes; Peronosporales; Peronosporaceae
Source: the annotation of a GenBank genome assembly